CAGGAUACGUCCCCCGCCAGGAUAAUUCGAGUGUCGUAUGCUUGCGAGUUGUGUGUUUUCCAAAUCGUGAUCAAAGAGAGGGAACAAACAGACAGCCGAGACCGAUAACCGGAACGGUAGAGGAUCGCUCGAACGAAACCGGCUCCUGCUGCGAUAAGGUCGUCGCACAGCACCACCGAGCAGCUGCCGAGGCGGUUGGCGACCAGAGCUUGCCAGCCCCACGAAUAUCCUUAUCAGUAACUAAAGGCGCGUACACGUAAACGGUCAUCGUCGUCGCGAGUUCUUGUCGUCGUCAUCAUCGUCGGACAUUCCGGAUUGUAUCCAUCUCCCGAGAAGCGAUGUAAACGACUCGAAAAGAAGUUAUCUAUUCUCGAUAGUGGGAGAUACGCUAGUUGGUGGUGAUUCUUGGUUUGUCUGCUGUUGUGUCGUGAAGUGCAUUAAGAGAAGAACGCCGUGUACAGUUCAUGUUCUUUGGCGAUUGAUCAGCAACCCCCGUGUCCGUCGUGUCCGCCGUGCCCAGACUCAAGUGCAUGCAGUUCCGAUUCAAAACGGCCAGAUGUUUCAUUUAAAACUCCUUUUCCGGAAUGCUACAGGAUUCAAGCAUGCUCCUCUGUUGGUCGGAACCGUACGGCAGUUUGGGAGCCAUUCCAAGGAGAAACUGCAACGCGUGCUGAUCGUGUCGAAGCUCACGAGGCUAGAGUUUGAAAAGAUCCGCGAACAGCAGCUCAGCGAUGAAUGUUUGGAGCGUAAAAUUCGCGAUCGUGGCACAGAUUACGAUGCGCUCAUGUACUACCAUCACCUGCAUAAGGACGUCGAGGAGAAGGUGGUACGAUCGUUCAAGGAGCAAGGCAUCGAGGUGCAAGUCGUGAACAGGAUCACGAUCGGCAAGGAUGCGCUCCAGUGGGCCGAUCUAAUUGUUCCGAUCGGUGGCGAUGGCACGUUCCUGCUUGCGGCCGGUCGGGCUAGUCCGUUCUUUCUCGCCAACGGUAAACGGACACCUGUGGUAGGCUUUAAUUCUGAUCCACGAAGAUCCGAAGGACGUCUUAUGCUACCGAAGCAGUUCUCGACUCAGGUGGAUGAAGCCGUACGAAGGAUUAUCACGAACGAGUUCCGUUGGAUGCAUAGAUCGAGAAUUCGUACCACGCUCAUUGGGGCAGCUGCCACGGCACGCCCUUCACCGAUGGAUCUGCACGAGUAUCACUCACAACCCAUCGAACACAAGGAGGUGAUGUCUCCGGUUAGGAAUGGCCAGAGUCGGAUUCUGCCAUACCUUGCCUUGAAUGAGGUAUUCAUCGGUGAGAUGCUGUCUGCUCGGGUUUCGCAUUUACAUCUACGCAUAGACAGCUCUGAAACGGUGACAAAAACGAAAAGUUCAGGCCUGUGUGUGAGCACCGGUACCGGUUCAACGUCGUGGCUAACGAGCAUGAAUCGAUUGUCCACGAACAACGUGCAGGAUUUACUGGAUAUUGUACGUAAGCGAACUGGAGCCGGUGUGCUGGAUACGAUCGAUGCAAGCUCCGUUUCCGAGGAGUAUAACGAUAAUCUGGUCUUUCCACCGCACGAUCCGCGACUUUGUUAUUCGAUCCGGGAGCAGAUCUGUGUCGGUGUAUGGCCCAAUCCCAAGGGCCUUGAAUCGAGAGGCUUUGCUAAGCAGAUCUACGUCAAAUCACGUUGCAUCGAUGCAAGUUUGGUGAUAGAUGGCAGUAUUGCGUAUAACUUCAAUGAUGGUGCCCGUGCCUUGCUGGAGGUCUAUCCGGAAGAUUCUCUUCUGACCAUCGAUAUGGAUGACUGAGGGCUGUCGCUUGUAUGACAAGCAUCCUAUCUGCUUUUCUCCUAACACAAAAUAUUCCACCAAUCUUCUACACGGACAAUCGUCGUACUUACGUGAUUUUGAGUUUGAUGUUUCGAUGUUUCCCUCGCCUCACCUCAUGCACCGCACUUUCCAUUCUGGAAGAUCCGAUUAAAAGAAGGAUGAACGAACGCAUCUUUCCAGGUGGCGUCUCGUAAUGUAAUUUAUUGUGGUGUGGUAUGCACUGCCCGGUUCAGUAAGGUAAUGCCUACCGACAGCAUCGGUGCAUUUAUUUAUCAAUUCGCACUCCCUGCGGUGUUUCCCGUUACUGUUACUUUUGUAAGUAGAAUGUUUAAUAAAUUUUAUA
Molecule: messenger RNA, 2156 nt
Organism: Anopheles darlingi
Lineage: Eukaryota; Metazoa; Arthropoda; Insecta; Diptera; Culicidae
Gene: Nadk2
Product: NAD kinase 2, mitochondrial
Exons: 4
Coding region: 557-1792 (411 amino acids)
Biological process (GO): NAD+ metabolic process
Cellular component (GO): mitochondrion
Molecular function (GO): NAD+ kinase activity
Source: RefSeq, a predicted model, not a curated record